AUCAAUAAACAAAAUUUGUAAGUAAUGCCAUUUGAAUUAAACAAAAUGGUAAUCGACGAGAUUUUUUUUUUUUGUUUACCCAUUGUGUUUUAUUAAUAUGGCAUCAGUGGGACAUCUAGAAAAGGCCGUUCUGAUUUUCACCAACGGGACAUGGUGAUUACAUAAAUAUCGAGUUGUAUUUUCAUCCUCACGAGGUUUUCGUCAAAUUGAUCAUGGAUUUCGGGCGUCGCAGUUUUUUUUCCUCACAACGUUGAAAACUGGACUUUUUUUUUUUGCCUGGGACGAAGGUGAUAAGGCUGGUUACUACGUGUGUUGAGGAAAGUCAAACGAGUGCGUCACUGGACAUUUCAGCUGUGUCGGGUGGUUUUUCUUAUCGAAGCGUCCGUUUGUUGGUGAAAAUAUUGUAUGUUAAUUAUUCCGGGGGAGAACAGGGGUGAGAGCCUUUCUCCAACGGUUUGUUGGGAUGCCAGGGGGGUUGAGGGGGGUAUGGAUGGUGCUGGGAUAGUCUUGCAACUGGCGAUAUCCACAGCAGGAGAAUCUCCGAGAGGACUUUGUCAUUUUUAUGACGAUCAGGAAGAAUCGGUGGCGAUGUGGACAAUGGGGUCGAGGAAUAUCAAGAUAUUGUUUUGGCGGACGUUGAAAAAAUAUUAAUGGAUCCAGUAAAACUCGGGGAAUUCCUGAUGAUUCGAGAUUGACAGCGAUAAAUGAAUAGAUAAACGAUAGAUAAUAGAAAUCCAGGGAUUCUAGAUAAAAUGAUAGAAUUUUCCAAAGCCCAUUUACAAUGCAGAUAAAUUAAAUAAAUUUCUCCUUUGAAAUAAGAAAAUUGAUUUUUUUAUCCCUCUUCGAGUUCUACGUCUAAAAAACAUCUGAAACUGCGGUUUUUCCUGGAAAAUUUCCAGUCAUAGUUUCCAAAUACUUCGCUAAUUAAAAAUUUCCAAAUAGUCGGGUUAAUUAUUGGAAAAUUGUGCAAUUGUCGAGUCACAUUGCAGAGGAAUUGCCGCAUGAAUUUACGAGAAUACGUUGAAAGGUUUUUUUAUUCUGUGAGACAUUUAAUGGACUGUUAAAAUGCUUUGUUGAUAUUUUCCUCUUGACCCACUAGUUUCAAAGACAUUCCCACCAGAAAGAGUCGUACGAUUUUAAAACUUGCUCUCUCUCCUCUUAACAGCAUUUGUAUUCCAGUUAUUCUGGUUUAUGAAUGUCCUCCUCGUUAUCAUCAACUGUAAUUCAGUUACAGUUCAGUCUUCAACAUGAGCUCAAGAAUACGUGAAAAUCGGAACCAGGGGAGCCGUAACCAUCUAGGAUAGAUAGUACAGAGAAAGAGAUAUUUUGGAGAAGAAUAUAAAUUUAUCAGCGCCAGGAUGACGUCGACAAAGGCAAAGGAAAUAGCGGAUGAUUAUUUUUCAUCCCUAAAGGAUCUCACUAUCAACUCAAAGCCUCUCAUAAAUAUGCUCACAAUGCUCGCUGAGGACAACGUCGAGCACGCCGAGGCGAUCGUCGAAGCUGUUGAGAAUCACUUACAAAAGGUGGAAAGCAAGUACAAGCUACCGGUCCUUUAUCUCAUCGACUCAAUCGUCAAGAACGUUAAUGGAGCAUAUUUAAACCUCUUCACACAAAACAUUGUCAAUACAUUUUGUGGUGUCUUCGAGAAGGUUGAUGAAGCCACCAGGGCCAGUAUGUGGAAGCUGAGGCAAACGUGGAAUGGAGUUUUUCCAGCUACUAAAUUGUAUUCACUUGAUGUACGAGUCCAGAGUAUCGAUCCAGCAUGGCCCAUCACUGCAUCACCACCGACAAUAUCUUCGGGAUCAAUCCAUCUGAAUCCAAGAUUUUUAUCCAUGUCACAGGUGUCAUCGACACAAGCCCCAGCCGCACCAACGCCACUGGCCGUUCCCUCCCCUGACCUAACGCCGGCAAAGCCAAAUUCAAAGCGCGAAGAGUUGAUUAACCAGAAGAAAAAAUUGCUGGAGCUCCAGAAGCAAAAAGUCGAGCUUGAGUUACUCCAGGCAAAACUUAAUUUCGAGGAGCAGCAGAAGGAGUUGGACGAACAGGACGGUGUCAUCAAGUCAGGAAUGAUAUUACCAACAGCGAUGGUCGUACCCACGACUGAGACGACUCAGGGAAAGCCAGUGGCUCCAGUGAUGCCUAGUCAAGUGGUGAAACAGGUGUCCAAGCAGUUUCCAGCAGCAGCUGCAUCGCUUCUAAAAAAUGCUGGAGCAACGAAUGGUCCCCGAAUAGCGCCAGCGAGUAGCCUGAUGGUGGCAUCAGCUCGUCAAACAUCCCGUGACCCCCGAUUGAAGUCAACUCCUCAACAGCCCCCAGUGGAAACCUCCCAAGUUACCUCAACAUCGUCAAUAACUACUGUACUUUCUGAUCAAUUAAAGCAGCAGUUGACAAUGAAAAAGGGUAGCAAUAUAAAGCCACCAAUGAAUAAUCCACCGAUCGGCGAAGGAUCGUUAAAAUCUAGUAUUAACGAUAAUCCAACCAACAACAAUAAACCAGUAAAUUCGUGUAAAGAUGGUGUGUCAAAUCGUACAAAUCAAAAGAAAGAAAGAACCUCUAGCAAUAGUAACAAUAGUUUAUCCAUAAAUAAUUCAAAAUUAAUGAAUCAAUCUGGUGUUAUGACAAAUUCAUCAUUAUCAGCAAACUUAUUAUCAUCAGUAUCGUCUAACACAAAUGCUAAUCGGUCACAUAGUGAUAAUAGAGUUAAAGACAGUAAGCGUGAUACAUCGUCAUCUAGAUGUGAUAAAACAACAGUAUCUUCAAAAUCAUCACACAGAAAGUUAGGUAAUAAAACGCGAUUAAAACAGCCAUCAAAUUCACCAACGAAAUUAAUUAAAAUAGAUCGUGAGGGUAGCCCAGUUAGAUCAAAGUCACGUGACAAAGAGAGCUCAGACAGUUCACCAACGUCAUUACGUACCUCACCACAGUCCUCAUCCCCAUUGUCAAAGAAUCGUAAAAAAUUAAGUGGUAAAGGGAGAAAACGUAGUCAGAGUCCUUAUCGUAUUCCAAGACGUAAUUUAAAUACUAAGGAGGUAGCAGCGUCAAUCGUUGGUACAGGUGGUCUUACUGAGGAGGAACAAUCUGGUUCACUCAUUGUAUCACCUCCUCAUCCACCAACUUUCAAAGAUAUCAGGCAGAAUACCAGACAGAGAAAUUAUAUUAGGAGAAAUAAGGAGGGUCCGGGCUCCAGCCCUGAACAGUCUGGAAUUGUCGAUGACAACGAGUGUCUUAUUGAGUCCGCUUCUAAGGAUGAAGAUCUUAGGGCUGCUCUGCCACCACCCUGUGCUGCUGGCGUCAUCAGUGAGAAGAAAGAGGACUUAGAUCUGCGAGUUCUACCGUCAGUUAAUAAGCGACAAAGUUCUGAACAUAUCGAUGGGGGAUCAUCCAAGAGGACCAAAACGGAGAAGUUUGACGCAUUAUUCGGCCACGAAGACGUAGACCUGCGCACCCUGACGAACCCCAAAGCAGGAAGACCCCCUACGCCCCCACCUCCAGUAAUUUCCGGCGAGGACAACAAAGCAAGUUGGGCAAAACUGAAGACCCCCUCGAAAAACGAUCGUGAUAAGCAGCCAAGCUCCGAGGAGAAGCGUGAUCGUGAUCGUAACAAGGAUCGUCUAGGUCGUCCCCGUCUCUACAAGCUGUCAGACGAUACCAAAGACCGCCGUCGAGGAUUCUCCAGUGAUGAGGACAGUCGCCCCAACCGUCGAGCCAAAGACACCGACAAAUCCGAGCUCUCCCGAGGUGGAAGAAACAUCGAGAUAAUAAUGAAACAAGCGGAGGAGCAGUGGCGUGAUGGAUCGAUCAGCAAAACUGAGUAUCAUAAAUUGAUCCAGGAAAUUUGGCAGAUGAACGAGGACCAGAAGCUGCGAGCUGCCCAGAGAAAGGAGAAGGAGAUAGGAUCACUCGUCUGGGAGAAGGGAAUUGACAUCGGUGGUUACACCGCCAACGACGGGGACAUGGGACUCAGGAAGGACCAUCACGGAAGACACGGUCCCCGUUGGAACCAGCCGUGGCAGCCCGGUCCCUGGGCCCACCCACCGUUCGGUCCCACGACUCACUUCAACCCUGAGUUCAGACCAGUGGGCCCCUGGCAAAAUCCCAGAUUCCCAAUGCGUCCAGACUUCAAUCAGUUCCACGGUGGCUUCAACUCCAAUAUGGGCCCCCGGAUGGGAGGAAUGAUGGGUCCAAUGAACCCCAACGGUCCCAUGAUCCCCGGAAUAAUGGGCAACGGUCCUAUGGGCCCACUGGGCAUCAAUCCGCUGAGUAUGAAUGGUCCAGCUAGUCUCCUGAUGAAUGGACCACCGCGUGGAAAUCUUCUGAGCCAUCUCAAUCCUGUAAAUCCACCAGCACCAGCCUCAUCACCACCACAACUGGAGGACAAGUCAUCGUCCGACGAGCAGGGCAGAACCAACAGGGAACUCCCCUGUCCAGACCCAAAACUACUGGAGGAGAUCGCCAGUGACACAAUGAAAUCCAUCAACAUUGAUAAUAUGCCCAGGGAGAUCAGGUAUUAUGGGUCUGUUGGGGUUGUCUUCAUGUCCUGGGAUGAUCCCAGGGAAAUUGGCUUUCAAGACGGCAUUCGUAGGAUUCUCAUUGAUGAUAAGGACACGAUACUGUGCGGUUUCAACGAACCGUAUAAAGAAUUUCUGUAUGAGAAUAAUGUUCAUAAAAUCAGACUUGGAGCACCCACGAGGGAAUUGUACAUUGAUGACAGAUGGUACGAGUGUUAUUUCGGUGGUCCAUCUAUUACUGUGGAUCUAGGUAGUAAGAAAGUCAGUAUCAAGCUUGAGGGACCUCCACCACAGGUGAAAAUUGGCUCGGUCAAGAGAACUGAUCUUGUCAUUGCCAAGAUCAAUCUUAUCAUCAAUGCUAGGACAAUGGUGCCAGUUUUUCUCGAUUCAAAGCCACAGAUAUUCGAGCUCGAUGGACAGAAUCACACGUUGGAAUUCACUGAUUCGUUGAAAACUGUCAUGUUGAAUGGUAGACCUUUUGCUGUGGAGUUUGGAGGACUACCCAAGCCCAUUAUGAUUGGAGAUAAAAAACAUUUCAUCAGAUUUUCGGUGCUGCCUAGGGGAGUUCGUGCUGGCUCUAUCAAGAUCACGGGAAUGAGGGGAGAGAGUCCUGAUGAGGGUGGAAAUGAUGUCCCAGCUUUGCAGAAGAUGGAGACAGCUGGGGGAGCUCUCAGCACAUCGACUGCACUCGAGAUGGAUUCGGGAUCUCAGGACGCUAGUGAUAUUCCGUCCGGAUGCAAAUCUGAUUCACAACUUGAUAUGCUGUCGUCAGCAUUGUCCACUGCUAUGGCACCUGCCUCGGGCAUGUCCUACGAGGCUGAACCCACUGAUAAGGCCAGUCCUGCACCUCCUGUGUUGCCACUGAACUUGAAUCUGAAUGAGCUGUUCCAGAGGCUCGUUGAUACUGGCAUUGUUCCCAAGAUAACUGGGGCCAUUGCUGAUGUGAAAGAGGUGGAGGUGAAGAAGGAGUCAGACACACCACUCAUCUUGUUUGAUAAACCAGAAACACUCAAGACCAGUGCCAAUCCUGUACCGUUGUACAGUGGAAUGCAGUGUGGAUCGUGUAGUCUCAGGUUUGGGCCUGACAGACCCAUGAAGUACAGUGCUCAUCUGGAUUGGCACUUCAGGCAGAACAGGAGGGAGAGGGACUCUGCUAGGAAGGCGCAUUCCAGAGCUUGGUAUUAUGAUACCAGUGACUGGACGCAGUUUGAGACUUGUGAAGAAUCUGAUGAUAGAGCUCGAAGUUGGUUUGAAAUGGAGAAGCAAAAUGCUGAGACAGAAGGGGCUAAUGCAGAGGACACCCCUCAGGAAACAAUUCUACCGAGUGUCCCAACAGGUAGUGAUGAGGAUGCACAAUGUCAAGUGUGUCAUGAUGCAUUUGAGCAGUUCUACAAUGAAGAGAAGGAGGAGUGGCAUUUGAGACCAGCUGUAAGCUUCGAGGAUAAGAACUACCAUCCUCUCUGUCUAGAGGAUCACAAGGAAAAAUGUAUCGCGCGUGCCUUGGAGAAGUCCGCGAUGUCUCUCGACGAGUCAGUAACAGACGCUGAGGAUGAUAAAAAAGAGGACGCCAACGAAUCAAUGGACACGUCCAUUGACGACGUGAAAGACCCGGAUGUACAACCGAAAGAUGAAUCCAUCUUGGAAGAGUCGACAGAUGAGAACAAACCUCCCCUGGAGGAGCCCACCGAACAAGUAGAAGAACAACAACCAGAGGACCAGGACGAGGCAUCUGAAAACCCUGAUGCAGAAGUGAAAACAGGGGACGAGGAAAAUAUUGAAAGCCCUGCAGAAACGACUGAGGGUGAUGUCGAAAUGAAAAGCGAAGAACAAGUCGAGGAGAAAGUCCAACACGAGAUUUUGGAAUUCGUGAAGAUUAAGGAGGAACCGAUUGACUUUAUGGAGACUGACGAGCAGGUGUUUGACUUCAGUAACGUGGAAGUAAAAGCUGAACCCAUUGAUCCUGAACCUGAGCCUAAACCACUUGUACCUGAAUCGGGAGCCCCAGUAGACACAACUCUGGCAGCAAUGACGAGUUCAAUAGACGGUAACGUUGAGCUAGAAUCAGCGGCAUCAUCAAUACCCAUAUCCCAAUCAAAAAUCAAAAUAAACAUCACAAAGACCCUAAUAACAACGAACAAAGAGCCUGAGGAGCCCAAAGAGAAGCCCCAACCAUUGGAAGCCCCCAAAGAGGAAAAUCCUCAACUCCUAGUGCCGGCAUCCAUGAAAGCAUCUCUACAAGGUAGGAAAUUGUCGGUAUUGCCACCGGUUCAGAAAGGCCACGAAUUGUCAGGACUCUGCUCUAUUAUGUGAAUUACUAAACUGCCGAAUUAUCAAGUUGAUGAACCGGUGCCAGUGGUACAGACCAUUCUGGCAAAUUAAUGAGUAUAAAUUCGAGUAUACGAUUUUGUUAAAAUAAUUUUGCAACUUGAAUUAUUGAAGACUUGAGUUACGGUUCAUCACAAUUUGUUCAACAAGUGCGACAUGAUUUAUCAGUGCCUUUUUUUUUACGUUUAGUCCACGCAUUUAUUUCCGUUUUAUUUUUUAUUUCGAGGACUAAAUUGUUAUUUUUCUACAUUAAUUCAUGGAAAUUAAAGAAUGAAAGAAGGUUGGCUUUAUCAGGUCGCACGAUUUUCCCCCACGUUCUUCUCCGUGAUUUCGCUGUGCCUGAAGAAGGGGUGAAUUUUUAGGUGUGUGUGGACUCGUGUGGUUGACGUGGAGUCGUAGAGAACGUGAGGGAAAAUCGAUGUAAAGAUGUAAAUAAAAAAAAAAUUAGCGAGUAUUUGUUAAAUUGUAAGUAAUUUUCAAAUGUAAUCAUCAAGAGAAGAAUGAACAAUCAUUCCUCAACCGCAUUGUGUGCAAUUGUUGGGUGAGCAAUGGCCAAUGCACAAAGACUAAAGAAAUACUGAUAUUUCAUACAAUUUAUACUUUGUAAUGUGGUAUGGAGGAUGAUCGAGCACACGGUAUUUUUUUGUUAUUCAUUACAGAACGAUGAGAACUAUCGUCUGUUCAGGGAAAAAAAAAUUAUUUAGACUAGAGGGGAGGGAAAUUUUUGUGACGAGUGAGUGAGAGAAGAGUUGAUAUUUCCAUUUUAAUUCGUCGAGGAUGUACAAAGCGUGUGAUAUAAGAGUUAUUUCUGUUGUGUAAAUAUUUAGUGGGCUAAGUAGGAAUGAGAAUUGCAGGAAAAACAGAAAUUGUGGGAUAAUUCGUGAAAUGCGAGGAUGCUCUUUUUUUUAAUGAAAUUUUCAUAAUGAAAAUUUAAUGAUAAUAGAGACCAUUAUUUUGUUGUAUAAAAAGAAAUGAGAAAAAAAAUUAAUCUUAUUGAUCACCUGGGGGUGUGAGUCGAUUUAAUUAUUUCAAUCUACCUUGUAUAUUGAUCCAAUAAUCCUGUGACGAAAUUAAUGAGGAAAAUGGUGAAAAGGUAAUGACGAAUGGAGAUAAUAAAAUUUUUGGAAAAACAUGGUGGUAA
Molecule: messenger RNA, 7974 nt
Organism: Diachasmimorpha longicaudata
Lineage: Eukaryota; Metazoa; Arthropoda; Insecta; Hymenoptera; Braconidae
Gene: Pcf11
Product: Pcf11 cleavage and polyadenylation factor subunit
Exons: 14
Coding region: 1359-6818 (1819 amino acids)
Biological process (GO): termination of RNA polymerase II transcription
Cellular component (GO): mRNA cleavage factor complex; cytoplasm
Molecular function (GO): RNA polymerase II complex binding; mRNA binding
Source: RefSeq, a predicted model, not a curated record